GCCGGUAAAAUGAAUCGCUACUUGUUAAACAUUUCCUACAUUGGCACGAAUUUCCGUGGUAUACAGAAAACAGUGAAUAAAGCUGAGGAAGCUCGCGUGGACACAAAAACCAUACAAGGCUGCAUUGAGUUGGCCUGUCGUGCCUUGAACCCGACAAACGAGAUUGAGACAGUUAUAUCGAGCCGCACUGAUGCAGGUGUUCAUGCAUUACACUCAACACUUCAUGUUGAUCUGGAACGUCGGAACUCUAUGCCCUACGAUCCAACUACCAUAACAUGUGUGCUAAAUCGUUCACUACAUAAAGACACACUUCCCAUACGAGUAUUGAGCACACAACAAGUGCCGGAAAGCUUCCAUUGUCGUUAUCAUGCUCGUGGCCGUUCAUAUUUGUAUCGUUUUGCGGUGGCCAAAAAUGGCAUCACGGACACUGAUAGGUUAAAAAAUCACAAUUUUGAAGCAUUUCUGCCGGUGGAAGAAAUAGAUCGUUGCUUUUUCUUGCAAAAUAGCACCUUUGACAUUGAACGCCUGCGUGCUGCGUCUGGUAUAUUUAUUGGUCGUCAUGAUUUUCGCACGUUUAUGAGUGUCAGUCGUCAACAUAGUCCUACACGCGAUCAUCCCAAUUAUACUGUACGUACAAUUGAUGAAAUAAAUGUGAGGCCUGGUAAAUCUACAGCGAUUGGUGCAAAUGCAGUUUUGGCAGAAAGUCUCUACAAUUAUUGGGAGAUUGAAAUCAAAGCUAAAGCGUUUCUCUACAAACAAGUUCGACGCAUGGUUGGCGCAUUACUUGCUCUAGCUACUGGUCGUAUUGAUGAGCGUGCCAUAUACGAAAUGUUAACAAUACCCUCUAAGAACUCUUGGGAACCACGCAUUUUACUCUCGCCACCAUUUGGACUUUAUCUCUGUCGCGUGCAUUACGAUGAAAAAGAUCUAAAACUGCCACAAACGAACUCAAACCAAAAAAAUGAGUUUCCUUCAGCAACUACAAACUAAACGUGCGGCUUUAAAAGCCAC
Molecule: messenger RNA, 1011 nt
Organism: Ceratitis capitata (Mediterranean fruit fly)
Lineage: Eukaryota; Metazoa; Arthropoda; Insecta; Diptera; Tephritidae
Product: tRNA pseudouridine synthase-like 1
Exons: 5
Coding region: 10-990 (326 amino acids)
Biological process (GO): tRNA pseudouridine synthesis
Molecular function (GO): pseudouridine synthase activity; RNA binding
Source: RefSeq, a predicted model, not a curated record